Molecule: messenger RNA, 759 nt
Organism: Impatiens glandulifera
Lineage: Eukaryota; Viridiplantae; Streptophyta; Magnoliopsida; Ericales; Balsaminaceae
Product: tetraspanin-8-like
Exons: 2
Coding region: 1-759 (252 amino acids)
Biological process (GO): auxin-activated signaling pathway
Cellular component (GO): plasmodesma; plasma membrane
Source: RefSeq, a predicted model, not a curated record
AUGGGGGACCCUGGACCCAACAACAAUGGCAUUGCCGUGUUAUCCAGCAUAUUCGCUUCAAUCAUGUCCAUUGGUGUCGUCUUAAACGCAAUAUGGCUGAACCAACAAGCCACCACCCACUGCGAUCAUAUCUUCGACAUACCCUUAAUAAUCAUGUCUUCUUUCCUCAUGGCACUCUCUAUUCUCGGGAUAUAUGGAGCCUUCAUCGGUAUCCAUUGGAUCCUCCUCUACUACGGACGUGCCUUGUUUAUACUCAUCCUCCUCAUGUAUGGUUUAACCGUCAUCGCUCUUGUGGUCACUACCAAGAGCCCCGGAGUGAAAGUCCCCGGCAAGGGCUAUAUGGUUGAAAAUCACCAGAGUUGGCUUAAGAGGAGGGUAAACAAAAAUUGGAACAAGAUUACUAUUUUCCUUCAACAAACCAAGAUUUGUGAUCGUAACCAUAAUGGAACCAAUGCUAACUUAUCCUCUAUACAGUACCACUGUUGCAUGCCGACAAAUGAUUGUUCAAAUUCAACUUCUACAAAUCCUGAUUGCAGUAAGUGGAGUAGCGACGAAAAAAUGUUGUGUUAUGGUUGCGAGUCUUGUAAAAUUGCUUGGACGAAUAGCAUAAGACCGAAUUGGAGGAGGGCGACAAUCACAAAUUUUAUACUUCUUGUCUUUAUUGUUGCCGGCAAUAUAGUGGUCUUUCAUAACGUCCAUCAACCUAUGCCUAUUUCGCGUGUGACCAGAAAUGAAGGAUCAACAACUUUAAAGUCAUGA